Molecule: messenger RNA, 986 nt
Organism: Ostrinia nubilalis (European corn borer)
Lineage: Eukaryota; Metazoa; Arthropoda; Insecta; Lepidoptera; Crambidae
Exons: 5
Coding region: 82-942 (286 amino acids)
Source: RefSeq, a predicted model, not a curated record
UUUUCGCAUUGUGGUUUUGUUGUGUGUUAAUUUUUCAAGUGUUAUAAUUGUGUAUUACCGUGUGUUACAUCUUGUUUUAUAAUGUCGAAGAAAACACGCGGGCCGAAUUUUUCUUCAAACGAAAAGGAAAUCCUAAUUGAGUUAAUUACCAAAUUUAAAGAUUUGGUUGAAAACAAAAAAACCGAUGCCGUAACAUCGGCUAACAAAAACGAGGGAUGGCGUAAAUUAACAGAAGAGUUCAACUCUUUGAGCUCUUUCAGUGUCCGAAACACUGAACAAUUAAAAACUUGUUGGGACAACAUAAAACGCACCACGAGAAAGGAUAAGGCAAGGACUAAGAAAGAAUUGUUUUUAACAGGAGGAGGCAGGCCAAAUCUUCCACCAACAGAACCAUUCCUGGGCCAGGUAGAAGUGCUACUUGGGCCAACAUUAAGUGGACUGGAGAAUCCAUUUGAUUCCGAUGCCCAAUACUCGGAACAAGUUUUAUCAGAAAAUGAAAUUGAAGUACCACAAAAUGAACUGAUUGUGAUUCCAUCAAUACCUUUGGAAUCAGAUGAAUGCUCAAAGGUAGUACAAGAGAUUGAAUGCACUGGUCCGUUGGAGAUCUCAGAACAGAGAGAAGAUGAAUGUUCGAAUGCAGUACCAGAGUGCAAAGAUGUGAAAAUGUGGAAUGGUUGGUCACCGGCUGCAUUAAAAUCUAAAGUAUCUGACCCAUUGGUGCUAAAGAAAAAGAAAAGUCCAUCAUGGUUGCAGAGAAGACGACCGAAGGCUUCUAUACAGGACAAAUUACUACAAAGUAAAUUGGAAUUAGUGGAAAUUAUGAAAAAAAAUAAUGAAUUGGAUCUGAAACACAAACUUCUUCUACAUGAAGAACAAUUGAAACAGGAAAAAAUCAGAACCGCAAUAUUGGAGUUGCAAUUAAAAAAAGAACAAAACAGCUAAUUUGUAAGCAAAAACUUCCUAUGUUCUAUGAUUUUAAGUUUAAU